CCAGAUGAUAAAUAUCCAAAUGUGGACCGAGUCCAAUGUAUCCCCAAAGUUAUGUCUUUCCUGUCUUAUGAAGAACAUCUGGGCAUCAUCCUUUUGUCUUUUGCCUUACUCUUAUUUCUAACCACAGGCCUUGUUUUACUCAUAUUCAUUAAAUACCGAGAAACUCCCAUUGUCAAAGCCAACAACCGGGACCUCUCUUACAUCCUCCUGAUUUCCCUCCUGCUUUGCUUCUUGUCUUCUUUUUUCUUCAUUGGUCAGCCAAGGAAAGCCACCUGUCUUCUUCAACAAACAGUGUUCAGCAUUGUCUUCUCAGUUGCUAUUUCUUCUCUUUUGGCCAAAACAAUCACUGUAGUGCUGGCUUUCCUAGCCACAAAACCAGGAAACAGAGUGAAGAGAUGGUUGGGGAAGAGCUUGGCCAAUUCAAUCAUCCUUUCUUGUACUUCUAUCCAACUUAUCAUCUGUUCCAUCUGGCUUGGAGUUUGUCCUCCAUUUCCUGACUCUGACCUCCACUCCCAACCUGGAGUAAUCAUCUUGCAAUGCAACGAAGGCUGUGUUGUCAUGUUCUACAUCACACUCAGCUACCUGGGCUUUUUGGCUGCCAUCUGCUUCACAGUGGCUUUCCUGGCCAGGAAUUUGCCUGGGGCCUUCAAUGAAGCCAAGCUAAUCACUUUCAGCAUGUUGGUCUUCUGCAGUGUCUGGGUGACUUUUGUGCCCACCUACCUGAGCACCAAAGGGAAAUACAUGGUGGCUGUUCAGGUCUUCUCCAUCUUGGCCUCCAAUGCUGGACUGCUGGGCUGCAUCUUUGUCCCCAAGUGCUAUAUUAUCAUUCUGAGGCCAAACUUGAAUACAAAAGAGCAGCUUACAACCAGAAGAAUUGUAGAAAUGUGA
This is a messenger RNA of Notechis scutatus (mainland tiger snake), 888 nucleotides long. Lineage: Eukaryota; Metazoa; Chordata; Lepidosauria; Squamata; Elapidae. The record is from RefSeq and is a predicted model, not a curated record.